Calypte anna (Anna's hummingbird) is the source of this 1216-nucleotide messenger RNA. RefSeq names its product chromosome 7 C21orf58 homolog (gene C7H21orf58). Lineage: Eukaryota; Metazoa; Chordata; Aves; Apodiformes; Trochilidae. The record is from RefSeq and is a predicted model, not a curated record. The transcript is spliced from 9 exons. Bases 99 to 905 code for a protein of 268 amino acids.
UGCAGACAUGCUGUGGGGGUCACAGCUGGAGGAGCUGCUGGGUGCUGUUCCCAACACAGCUUCCCACAAGCAUCCCUUGGCUGCUCCAUCUGCCAGUGAUGGCUCCACUGGGGCUUUGCCAUGGCCUUCAAAAGAUCACUACAAUGGCAGAUCCUUCAGUAGUGGAUCAGCUGACACGACUGCAACUCAGACUCCUGGAAAAGAGACUAGAAAAUGAACAGGAGAACCUGGAGAAGAUGGAGUCAACUCUCCCAGCUGCAAGGAACAGAGGAGAGGAUUUGCUCCGAAGUGCCCUAAGGCGAAGGAAAGAUCUUCUGCAGGAGCUCAGGGAGCAGCACCUUCUGGAAGAGCUUUCACAGCCCCCUGCACCAGCUAGAGGACACUACCAUAACGACAGAGCUGCCCCCCCAAGCGUCUACCAGAUCCCUUUUCCAGGUCCCCAAGCAGAGCCACCAAGGAUUAUCCAGCAGACGAUGCCACCUCAGCCUGCCACCAUUAUCCAGCAGUUACCUCAGCCACCUCCCCUGAUCACACAGAUCCCCCCUGCCCAGCCCUUUGCAGCCCCCCGCUCUGGGAGCAUCAAAGAAGAUAUGGUAGAGAUGAUGCUGAUGCAGAAUGCUCAGAUGCACCAGAUCAUCAUGCAGAACAUGAUGCUGAAGGUUCUGCCACCAAUGGCCUUCACCCAGCCUGCAGGAGCCAGCUCUCCCUUGCUUCAGCAAGCACAGCAGGACCUGCAGUUUGCUGCUCCCCUGGCUGUGAAAACAGACAGGCCCAGGCCAUCUGCAGUGCACCACCACCACCACUACCCUCCCACAGGGAUGCUCCCAGUGCCCCAAGGGGGCUUCCCAUCCACAUCCACAGCACAGAACUGGACAAGCAGCACGCUCCCUGUCCUGCCUACAUAGACUUUUCCUACAAUUACUACCUAUCAAGAAGAUCCAAAUGCAAGCUGUAUUCAGAGCAGAGCAAAGUCCUGGAUCUGGAUUUUCCUGAAGACCAGCGCUCUGCCCUGCCUGUAUGAGUGGGCUUUGUGUAUUAUUUGGAUAAAUAAUUCUCAGUGGAGAAGAAGAGAAAAAAAUCUUCUCCUGUGGUCAUUGGAUUUGAGCCACAGCCCACAUCUUCUGCCCUGGGAGGGCUGACUCAGUUUCUCCCAAACUCUCACAUUUAAAAGUUACCUACAAUUUUAUUCUCAAAGAGCUACUGGAGACUGAUUUAA